Molecule: messenger RNA, 2477 nt
Organism: Psylliodes chrysocephalus
Lineage: Eukaryota; Metazoa; Arthropoda; Insecta; Coleoptera; Chrysomelidae
Source: the annotation of a GenBank genome assembly
CUUUAAUCCUUCGUCCUGGCAUGACAAGUUGCAAUUGUUAUUUUUCUUAAGACAAUACCUACUAGUAUAAUUUAGAAUUUUUAUAAUGCAACUGGGUAUAAAGUUGUUGAUAGGUGGUGCUGUUUUGUUUGUGGGAAACUUGAUAGUAGGAUUUCUUGGAUUUCAACCUAUGGUGAAUUAUAUGGUGAAAGAUCAAACAGCAUUGAGAAAAAGAAACGAAAUAAGAGGAAUUUAUUUGAAAAUUCCUUUUCCUCUGGAUUUCAGGAUCUACUUUUUCAAUGUGAGUAAUCCGAUGGAGGUUCAAAAUGGCGCCAAACCGAUUGUCACGCAAGUUGGACCAUAUUGUUAUGACGAAUUCAAGAAUAAAAUUAACGUUGUAGACAACGAUGCUGAAGACAGUUUACAAUACGAUGCUUUUGAUAUAUACCAGUUCAAUAAAACUCGUUCUGGAAACUUAUCAGAUGAAGAUUUUGUAACGAUAGUCAAUCCUUUACUAGUGGGUAUGGUGAACAAAGUCGCCGAGGACUCACCGGCAUUAUUAUCCAUUGUAAACCAAGCAAUAAGCGGCAUUUUUAGAAAUCCUCAGUCAAUCUAUCUAACGGACAAAGUGAAGAAUAUUCUCUUUGAUGGGAUGGAGCUUGAUUGCAAAGGAACAGACUUUGCCGCUAAGGCGGUGUGCACACAACUCAGGACUCUUAUACCUGGUAUUAAAGAAUCCCCAACUGAUAAGAACGUAUUGUUGUUCUCCUUGUUAGGCACUAGAAAUGCAACUGUUGCUAGCACUAUUAAAAUUAUGAGAGGAAUAAAAAAUUAUAAAGAUCUAGGACGAGUUUUGGAAGUGGAUGGUGAGAAACAUAUUACCUUAUGGGGAUCAGACAAAUGUAAUCGUUUUCAAGGAACUGAUGGAUGGAUUAUACCACCUUUACUCGAUCCUGCAGAUGGAAUUCAUGCUUUCACUACACAAUUAUGCAGAAACAUCGAACUCAACUACGUGAAAGACGUUGUAAUAAAAGGCAUAAACGUACGUAGAUACGAAGGCAAUUUAGGCGAUCAAACAAACAACGAAGAUGACAAAUGUUACUGCGCGUCGCCUAAAAAAUGUCUUAGAAAAGGCCUUUUUGAUUUAAAUAAAUGUAUGGGAGCUCCGAUUCUGGCUAGCUUACCUCAUUUUUUGUACGGCGAUGAGAGCCUUCAAAAUGAAGUGCAAGGAUUGAAUCCUAAUCCGAAUGAUCACGUUUUAAAUAUUAACAUAGAACCUAUGACAAGCGCACCUUUAAGCGUAAGAAUAAGAAUCCAAAUGAGUUUGGAGAUAGGCCCUCAAUCCAAGAUCAGCGUAAUGAAAAACUUACCGGUUGCUGUGCAUCCCAUGUUUUGGCUUGAAGAUGGUCUCGAUCUGGAAGGACCUUUAUACACCAAAAUCUCUAAUAUAUUCAUCCUUCUCAAGAUGGCGCACGUAAUUCGAUGGGUAUUUCUUGUCGUUGCCUUUACGAUGAUUGGUUACGGAUAUUAUCUCUAUUUCAAAAACAAGAAAAGCGUCAAAAUCACACCAGUACACAGCAGUACCUCGGAAAAGGACAACGAAGGAUUCAGCAGAAGUACCAACGAUCUUAUGGUGCAGUUAAGGAACGAAAUGAGUAAUGAAAGAAAUGGAUAUAAUAUUAGUAAUAAUAACAAUAAUAAUAAUAAAAAUAUUAUGAGUGGUCACGAGUUUGAUAGAUAUGGUUAAAAUAAGUAAAUAAAUAUCUUUGUUGUUAAAACAAAUUGGUUAUAUAUUUUUAAAUAGUUUUGAUGUAAUAUUUAUUUAUUCUAUUUUAUUUUAUUUUGCAAAGUUAUCAAGUACCUCGCAGUCUUCAAAUAGCGAUUUAAAGAUGCAAAUUAAAGAGUGAGCCGAGAUUAAUUUGAUUUAGCAGUUAUAAAAUUUUUUAUAACCAUUAAAAGUUUCUGAAUUUAACAAGCGCCAGUGUAGCUUCCUUUUUAAACAGUUAACUCCCAUUAUACGUAUCAAUCAGUACUGGCACUCUAAGGCGGCACGUUUGAUCUUUAAAAGUAGAAAUUUUAGUUGACACUUGACGUUUUCAGGAUAUGAAAAGUUUUCUUUACACGGACUUGGUUAUACCUGGUUAGUUGAAUUUUUGUUCUGCUGCUUUUCAAAUUCGUGUGUAUGAGCGAGAUGUGAGAUACUUUUAUAGAGACAACGGUUGAACAAGUUAACUACUUUCAAGAAGAAAAUCGAUUAGAUAUCAGGGCAGUCUUCACAAAUGUAAAAAAGGACAGAACCGUUUUAAAAAUUAUUUAUGUACCUAUGUGAUUGAGAAACUGAAAUAUUACUUUUUAGUAAAAAGUUUAAUUAGAGAUUAAACGACUUACCUGUAAGGAAGUUCAAUCUGAAUUAUACGAGUAACCACAUCUAAGUAGACCAAGAACAAUUUGUAGUUUCGCCUUUGGUGCGAUAUCAAACCACUGUUUAAAAUCAGCAA